Blastomyces gilchristii SLH14081 is the source of this 1343-nucleotide messenger RNA. RefSeq lists its product as uncharacterized. The record is from RefSeq and is a predicted model, not a curated record. Bases 559 to 1023 code for a protein of 154 amino acids. Gene Ontology annotation, cellular component: membrane. The transcript is spliced from 4 exons. Lineage: Eukaryota; Fungi; Ascomycota; Eurotiomycetes; Onygenales; Ajellomycetaceae.
GUUCAAUGUGGGGGCGAGAUGCAGCUAGGGGUGUUGACUUCUGGAUCCUGAAAGACACACCUCGCUUGCGUUCUUUUUCUCAAUAACGCUUUCAAACUAUGUCUAAAUCAUCAUUUUAUUUGAGCUAUAGCAAGCUCAGCCGGCACGGACCAACUGGAGCUCCCUCGACAUCGUUAACUAUCGCUGCCAUCAACUUCUCCCUUCCUCCCCUGAGUCUCUGCGAAUGUACGGAGAAAGUGUAAGUGCUAAACAUCUAAACUCGACCUCGUUUCGUCCUUUAUAAAACUACGGAAACUACUAGAAGUAUGAAAAUCUGUGACUUCAUUAUUAACAGCCGCCCCUUUCUACGCCAAGCUCAGCAUAACGUUAUCUAAAGCCAUUACAACAGUGAGCAAAUGGAUGGCGUUGUUGAGAUGAAGGUAUACAUAACAUCAUGCUGGGAGGCUUUAUUCAAAGAUAUUUUACCAUUUAUAUUUCUCCCAAGACCCGGCUACCCCUACCAACCACGAAAUUUCUGAACAAUUGUUGGAAGAAAAAAAAAAAAAAAAAAAAAAAACCAUGCAAGCUACGAAUAACUGGUCCUUUCACUCCAUCGCCGGAGCAUAUAUGCUUGGCCUAGCCCCUCAUGGAUACUACGUGCUUAAACUAGCUUCAAUGAAACAGAUAUCCAAUGUCCUGCCUCGCGACCACUUCUCCUCACUCAAGGGUCGUAUCCCAGCGGAGACAUGGGGUAAGCUCUUUCGCGCGCACAGCGCGCAUCUGAAUGCGUUAGAGUCCCUUCCUUUGUUUGCUGCUGCAAUGAUCGCAGGAAAUGCCGCGAAGCUGCCUGCCAGCGAUCUAAACCUGAUCGCUGCUGAAUAUAUUGGUGCCCGUAUGAUAUACACCGCGCUGUAUAUGAGUGUCAAGUCGGAAGGUCUCAGCUACUUGCGAAGCGGAGUGUGGGCAUGGAGUAUCGGGUUGCCGCUCUACGGUCUGAUCAAAGCUGGGAGGGCGCUGGCGGGAGGUGAGGGAGAUAUUCCUUAGAUUCUGCUGUUACUAUAGCGGUUGUUGUUGGUGUCGCAUUUUUCCUUUGCAUGCCUGUAUAUAUUAUUGGGGCGAGAUUAUUUGAGAAAGAAAUGGUGGUCAGCGUUGGUUUUGGCACAAUAAAUAGUGGGCCUUUGCUGCACAUCUCACUAUACAGCCCCCAAUUUUUGACAUAGAGGACAGUAGUAUCAGAGGGCUUGAAGAUGUUCGGAGGCAUCGAACUACCUUAAGCAUGCAUAAUACAUACUCCAUUAUAACUGUUUUGUUUCAAUAUCGAAUUUUUAACAUCAAAGUAGAAUCGGCGGAGCGUUGCUGUUGGA